UCAUCAGUUAGACAUCGUCUGUAAACUUUGAUACAUCAUGAAAUCCUUCGUCGCCUUUUUCGCCCUUGUGGCCAUCGCCGCCGCGGACGUGUCCCACGUGGUGCGCAGCGGUGACGCUGCCGCCGAAAUCGUCCAACAGGAUGCUGACGUGUUCCCCGACCAGUUCAAAUACCUCUACGAAACCAGCAACGGCAUCAAGGGCCAAGAAAGCGGUGUCCUCAAGAACGUCGGCCGCGAGGAUGAAGGUAUUGAGGUUCAAGGAGCCAACUCUUACGUCGGCGAUGACGGUCAGGUUUACUCCGUCCAAUACGUUGCCAACGAGCUCGGCUACCAACCCCAGGGUGCUCACCUCCCCACCCCCGUCCCAGUCCCAGAGUACAUCGUGAGGGCGCUCGAGUACAUCGCGGCCCACCCCCCCAAGGCUGACCCCACCAUCAAAUACUAAAUUUAGAAUUUAAGGAUUUUUGUUAUACAUGCUAAACACUGCCAUUCUUGUUACCUCUAGUCGCCCCGUUUAA
Molecule: messenger RNA, 518 nt
Organism: Zerene cesonia (dogface butterfly)
Lineage: Eukaryota; Metazoa; Arthropoda; Insecta; Lepidoptera; Pieridae
Product: larval cuticle protein LCP-17-like
Exons: 4
Coding region: 38-445 (135 amino acids)
Cellular component (GO): chitin-based extracellular matrix
Molecular function (GO): structural constituent of chitin-based larval cuticle
Source: RefSeq, a predicted model, not a curated record